GCAAGAGCAUGUAAAGGAAUUCAAAAACAGAUCUAUUUUUUCGGCUUUCUUUUGGUCUUAUAUCAAACAAUGCAGCUAUGAUUUUAUAAAGAAAUACUUGCUUUUAAGUUAUCGGCCAUGGACUUCGCGUAAUUUAGCAUUUUGCCUCGUCAACGASCUAAGACCUUUAUGUAAAUUUGGAGCAGCUGGUGUUGUGCAACACCCUUCAAAGAAAGAACAUGGCUUCWGAUGUGCUUUCAGAUAGCCAUUCCUAUGGAUUAGAUCUAGAUCGAUUCGACAACAGGCCAUCAGUCGCCGCAUCAGGAAUAGUGGAUUUAAARUCAGCAAUCAAGGCGGGAUACCUGUGGAAAUUGUCUUCAACAAAAUCAAGUUAUUAUGUGUUAACAAAGAGCUCACUAGACCACUACAAAAAUAGACACUGUGACAAACUUAAGGGUAGUGUUCCACURGUAGCCUUGGAAAACAUAGAGAUUGGUUCACCUAACAACAGAUCUUUUCAAAUCAAUGGACAGUUUACRAACCCUAUUAUACUGCAAGCUCCUUCUAGGGACGAAGCCCAGGAAUGGAAAAAAGCUAUUGAGGAAGGMAUUCAGCACUGGAGACUUGAYUCUGUCCAAGACAAYGGCUCAGUGUCACAAGAAAAUGAGCUGAAUAACCAAGAAAAGGAGGCCAUUGAAAUUCCAUCAACUUUGAUGUUGUCAUAUCCAUCAUUAAAAGGACAAGCAGACAAGCAGUCACCGACAUCAGACUUAGUUGUUUUCUCUGCUGCAAGUGAAGUCCAUCAUGAGUUUGCAAUGAUCAAGUAUGCCAGGGCAGGGAAAGCCAUUCCACAUGAAAAAGUUGUGAAGCUUGAUAAUGAUAACUUGCACAUCAUGUGGAAGAAGAGAGGGAAUUUGCACAACUUUUCCUAUCGGAAUACAUUGUCUCUGGAUAAAGUUGURGAAGUGAGAUGCGGUCAACAAACCAAGAACUUUAUCAAGUUUCCUUACUCAGAAGUAGAGAGUCAAUCAUUUUCCCUAAUAUUUGAGAAAGACCAAGGGGAAUGGGGACAGCUUGUAUCAUUAGACUUGAUAUGUGACUCACUAAAAGCUUUYAAUAAAUGGAAAAAUGCUUUAAGUGAAAUUAUUUACUGCAAAGAUUCAAGAUUAAAUAGACAAAAAUACAGAGGCAUUGAUCCAGUGGUUUUAUGGUUAAAGCGACACUGGUCUGUACUGGUCUGCAAACAAAGCAGAAGUAUCACUGCAGACCAUGUUCAAACUUUUGCAAAUCAUUGCUGGCCGGAGGGUAACAGGAAACGUCUUAAGAAUAAAAUUAAAAGUGUUCUUGAGACACAAUGUGGUGUCAGCCAAGCCCAAGCAAGACUGGUGUGGAGUUCCUUUAUGCUGUUGUUUGACAGUUUAAAUGAACAAGCUAGGCUUUUUGGUGUGUAUGCUCGAUAUGCUCGCUCCUAUCCGCACCUUGGAUUAACACCUGAGGAGUUUAGACAGUUUCUGAUGAAAGAGCAAAAGGAGURUUUGAGCGUGGAAAUGUGUGUACACCUGAUUCACUUCCAUGACAAGUUCCAUACGAUGUACAAACGAAGAUGUGCUGGUAGUGAUCCUGAUGAUUACAAACGAAGCAAGCAUUUCCUGUCUUAUCAUGGAUUCAUUAGUUACCUUAGAAGCGACGACAACGGCGUCAUCAAGCCUGAACACAACACUGUUUAUCAAGACAUGGAUCAACCUCUCUCAGAUUAUUUCAUCAACUCAUCACACAAUACAUACCUAACUGGUCAUCAACUGCGAGGAUGGUCGAGUCUGGAGUCGUACGUAAGGGCACUCCUUCAAGGCUGUAGAUGUCUGGAACUAGACUGCUGGGAUGGCCCUGAUGGGCCUGURAUAACGCAUGGAUUAACUCUUACUUCAAAGAUUAGAUUCAGGGAUGUCGUUCAAGUGAUUAAAGAAUACGCAUUUGAAACAUCAGAUUACCCAGUUAUUUUAUCGCUAGAGAAUCACUGCAAACAGCAACAACAGGCAAUAAUGGCYGAUAUCUUCAUGACAGAGCUUGGUGAUAUGCUGGUUUACAAUGAUUUGUGCUCUGAACGGAGAGAAAAUAAACUGCCUUCUCCCAACGAUUUGAAAGGAAAGAUUAUCCUUAAAGGGAAGAUUAAACUGAAGAAGAGGACCAAGGCCAAGUUCAGUGUGGUGUCAAUGGGAUCACAAGGAACAUCACCGCGGCAAAGAAAGAGUACGAAGACCUCAGUCGUCCACAGCCAAUCUGAAUUCAACUUGAUGAAAACGCACUCAUCACUUUCUCUUCACUCAACAUCAUCGCCCAACGACUCAAUGGAUAAGAGUACUCUCAGUGGAAAUCAGCAAGAAGACCCUUCUGAAGCUCAUGAUGUCGUUCUGUUAGAGGGUGCUAUGGACAAGCUCAUUAUAUAUUGUAGGGCGGUGCCUUACAAGAAGAACGAGGUGACGGACGAUUGUUGUGAAAUGUACUCAUUCAGCGAGUCGAGCUUGUAUGACUUGAUCACAGCAAAGUCACGAGGUAAAGGCUAUAGUAUUUUAGAGCUGAUUACUGAAGCACUUCUUGGCGAAAAGUCCUGCUAUUUCAACGUAGAGAUAUUAUCAGGGCAGUACCUACAUAUUGACGAUGGCUGUAGACUUCCAGUACGCGUCGAAGUGGAUACYGUCGGCAUCAAUGCUGAUUGUGCAUCGUUUUCCACAGAGGUGCGCUUCGAAAGACUAAACCCACAAUGGUCGAAUACUAAGCACAUGUUUAAGGUUGUCAUGCCAGAUCUGUGCCUAGUUUAUUUCAAAGUUGUUGUCAUUCAAAGGAACAAGAAACCGAAGCUGCUCUUCCAGAAUGUAAUGCCCCUGGACAGUAUGCGUCAAGGUAUCAGAUACAUUCCACUGAGGACUCCUACAGGGGUACUAUUUGCACACAGUGGUCUAUUUGUCAAGAUAAGAAUCCAAGAGUUUGAACAAGCAUCAUUCAACAUCAAAGGGACCUCAAGAGAACGUCUACUCACAAUGUAGUUUGACAUUGGGGUCAUUCGGUUAGAAACAGUGUGAAAAAAUUGCAAAUUCGAGAUAGCAAGGACACAUACUAGAAUCAUCUUAACAUCUUGCACAAAGGCUUGGAGCUUGUCAAAGCUAAUAAAGCUUUCUUUUUGUCUUUCAUUUGUCCAUUCCUUGUAAAUAUUAUUUUAACUAUUGUCAUUUGUCCAUUCCUUGUAAAUAUUAUUUUAACUAUUGUAUUUGAAUUGAAUGAUAUACAAUAAAGGGAAUUAAGUCUGA
Messenger RNA from Exaiptasia diaphana, 3281 nucleotides. RefSeq names its product 1-phosphatidylinositol 4,5-bisphosphate phosphodiesterase delta-1. Bases 219 to 3020 code for a protein of 933 amino acids. Gene Ontology annotation, molecular function: phosphatidylinositol-4,5-bisphosphate phospholipase C activity. The record is from RefSeq and is a predicted model, not a curated record. NCBI's taxonomy places the organism in Eukaryota, Metazoa, Cnidaria, Anthozoa, Actiniaria, Aiptasiidae. Gene Ontology annotation, biological process: lipid metabolic process; phosphatidylinositol-mediated signaling. The transcript has 28 exons.